GCGGCGGUAUGGUCUUGGGCCGGGCGGUUCUCAGGAUGACCACAGAGCGGGACCUGGGCCAGGGUGACCACUAGACUGAGCUGGGGCGAACCCUGGGCGGGGGCCAGGGCACGGGGCCGCAGUCGUUGUUCCGGCCGCCACCGUGACUGGGCUAGGCCCGCCUCCGCCAGCGCCGGGCCCGGCUGGAUCAGACCUCGGGCAUCCGGCGGCGGGUCUGCGACCGAACGGAGGGCGCAGGCAUCAGUGAGAACUCAAGUCUCCAGCCAUGCACCUACAGGCCCUGCUCCAAAAGGACCGCCCCAUGCCACAAAGAGAGCCACCCGAGUUUUCAUGGCAUCCAGCUGGCGAACUCUGACGUGCAUCCUUGACAACAAGAGUUGCUUGUUAACCUCCCAGAAAGGAUCCCUUUCCUUAGGAGGGCCAGGCUGAGUGGGUCAGGGCUGGCCAGGUCCGGACUAUGCCGUCCAAGUCAGCUUGCCUGCGUCACACGGAGGCACCUGGGCAGCUGGAAGGCAGAAUGCUCCAGGGACAGCUUCCGAAUACGGAAAAGAAGCUCAUCCCAACGCCAGGCUCCUCAGCAGCCACUGACUGUCAAGGUUCAGAGACAAACCCCAUGUCUCCUUUCAGCAUUCCAGCAAAACCAAGCAACCAGAACCCACAAGCUAAGGCAAACCUCACCACCCCACAGCCACCCAUUAGACCCAAGUUGGAGCGAACCCUGUCCCUGGAUGACAAAGGCUGGAGAAGGAGGCGUUUCCGGGGUAGUCAGGAGGAUCUGGCUGUCCAGAAUGGGGCCAGUCCCUGCAGGGGCUCCCUGCAGGACUCAGUAGCCCAGUCCCCUGCCUGUAGCCGUCCCCUGCCCUGCCUUAGCACAUCCUUGCAGGAGAUACCUAAGCCCCGAAGGGCCACAGGCAGUGAGGGAGGGAGCCCGUCCUUGUGGAGUGACUGUCUUUCUGGAAUGAUCAGCACCUCCUUGGACCUCCUGCACAGAGAGGCUGCCUCAGGUGGGCCCCCCUCCAGGUUGGCAAGUUUGAAUGCCUCACACACACCACCAGCUAUGGACCUCAACAUAGCCUCCAGUUCCCUGAGAACAGCAAACAAGGUUGACCCUGAGCACGAGGACUACAAGCUCCGAAUGCAGACCAGACUGGUCAGGGCUCACAGCAACCUGGGCCCCAGCAGACCCCGGAGCCCCCUGGCUGGUGACAGCCACUCCAUUCACUCAGCCAGAUCUUCUUUCAGCCUUCUGGCCCCCAUCCGCACCAAGGACAUCAGGAGCAGGAGCUAUCUGGAGGGAAGUCUUCUGGCCAGUGGGGCCCUGCUAGGAGCAGACGAGCUGGCCAGGUACUUCCCAGACCGAAGCGUGGCUCUGUUCGUCGCUACCUGGAACAUGCAGGGCCAGAAGGAGCUCCCAGCAAACCUGGAUGAGUUUCUGCUCCCCGUUGAGGCUGACUACACUCAGGACCUGUAUGUCAUUGGAGUUCAGGAGGGCUGCUCUGACAGGCGGGAGUGGGAGACACGCCUGCAGGAGACCCUGGGUCCUCAGUAUGUAUUGCUGUCAUCAGCAGCACAUGGGGUCCUGUACAUGUCCCUGUUUAUCCGUAGGGACCUCAUCUGGUUCUGCUCAGAGGUCGAGUACUCCACAGUAACUACGCGCAUCGUGUCUCAGAUCAAGACCAAGGGGGCCCUGGGCGUCAGCUUCACGUUUUUUGGCACCUCCUUCCUCUUCAUCACAUCUCACUUUACCUCUGGAGAUGGGAAGGUAGCAGAGCGGCUGCUGGACUACAGUAGAACCAUCCAAGCCCUAGCCCUGCCCCGGAACGUGCCAGACACAAACCCCUACCGCUCUAGUGCAGGGGAUGUCACUACCCGCUUUGAUGAGGUCUUCUGGUUUGGGGACUUCAACUUCCGCCUGAGUGGUGGACGAGUGGCUGUGGAGGCCUUCCUGAAGCAGAAGCCAGAGGUGGAUGUGCUAGCACUCCUGCAACAUGACCAGCUCACUCGGGAGAUGAAGAAAGGGUCCAUCUUCAGGGGCUUUGAGGAGGCGGAGAUUCACUUUCUCCCGUCCUACAAGUUUGACAUUGGGAAGGACACCUACGACAGCACCUGCAAGCAGAGGACGCCCUCCUACACGGACCGAGUCCUGUACAAAAGCCGCCACAAGGGUGACAUCUGUCCCAUGAAGUAUUCCUCCUGCCCUGGGAUCAAGACUUCAGACCACCGUCCUGUGUAUGGCUUGUUCCGGGUGAAAGUGAGGCCAGGACGAGACAACAUCCCAUUAGCUGCUGGCAAGUUUGACCGAGAACUGUACUUGAUAGGAAUUAAAAGACGGAUUUCAAAGGAGAUUCAGAGACAAGAAGCACUGAAGAGUCAGAGCUCCAGUGCUGUCUGCACUGUGUCUUGAAGUUUCCAGACCAGGACUGGCCACUGCUGCUGGGGGACCAAGGUCACUGCAAAGAGAUGAGCUUGUUCUCCGAUGUUCUUGUAAUGCUAGGGUUCUAAUAAACCAUGGCUAGGGGCUCCCCUGCUCUCACCA
Apodemus sylvaticus (European woodmouse) is the source of this 2536-nucleotide messenger RNA. RefSeq names its product inositol polyphosphate-5-phosphatase E (gene Inpp5e). Gene Ontology annotation, biological process: phosphatidylinositol dephosphorylation. NCBI's taxonomy places the organism in Eukaryota, Metazoa, Chordata, Mammalia, Rodentia, Muridae. The record is from RefSeq and is a predicted model, not a curated record. Gene Ontology annotation, molecular function: inositol-polyphosphate 5-phosphatase activity. The coding region runs from base 458 to 2404 and encodes 648 amino acids. The transcript is spliced from 11 exons.